CAUUAUAUUUUAUUUAUAUAUGGUUGAUUUAUUUUUUUGCAGAGACACUGUGUGUGGGAUCCUCAAUAUGAAUCUGAUGUUGAGCGCAUUUUUCAUCGUUUAGCAAGUUCACGUCUGUCAGAUAUGCUAUAUGAUGAACGGAAGAAUAUUGCUGAAGACCGUUCUUAUCGCCCUCAUUGGAUCGCCGAAGACCAUUGGCGUGCCUUGCUGUCCUAUUGGGCUACAAAUGACAGAUAUAAAAAGUGCUCCACGGCUAAUAAAAGGAAUAGAGCAAAUUCAAGACAAGCGCGCCACACACAAGGUUCUGUUACUAGUGCAACCCACGCGAGACAUAUGGCAAAAGAUCUUGGAAGAGAUCCCUAUGUAGACGAGCUUCAUCGAGAAAACCAUAUUAUACUUGGUACGGAUGUCUACGUUGAUGAUUGCUCCUAUAAUACACAGGUAGCUUUUUGGGAGGAGGUACGACUAUUCUUGGAAGAGUCACGAGAAUAUUCGACCUAUGAAGAAUUGCCUGAUGCGAUCAAGCUGGAACUUUGGAGGAAGGUAUCAGGACCCGGGACAAAGCAUAAGUGGUAUGGUCUUGGUCGGUAUGCUCCCUCAUGGAGCAUGGAUCUGUAAUCAAUGAGCCUUCAUUUGGAGAAGGGUCUUCAAGUAACCAGGAAACGUUGCCUCCUCAUGUGAUUGCCCAGAUAGAACAUUUGACACAGGAGUUACAGGCUCGUAAGCUAAUGGAACAAGAGUUGCGGGACAAGAUGGAAUGGGACGCUGAGCAAUAUAGAGCAUUUCAAGAAAGCGGUGAUCGACAGUUUGAGGAAUUGAUCGCAAGCACAUCAAGGCGAGUUGGUGUUGAAGAAAAUGGUUCAGAUGAGUCACACAAUCCCAACAUUGAGGAGGAUGAAAGUGAUGACACCAAUUAAAUAUAAUGCUUCAGAUGAGAAGAAUAUUUUGACUACUUUAUUUAAAUAUGAUGCUUUAGAUAGUUUUAGGCUAGUUUUGUGGACUAUGUGAAUGCUGCAGUUUGAUAUUGCAGCAACUAUGUUCUUUUGUUUUGGCUGUAGUUGAUGCUGCAGUGGCAGUUAUUAGGUUCUGUUUUGGCUGGUGGCCCUUUGUGUUCGAUUUUGAUGCAGGGAUAUGCUAUUGUGGCCCUUUGUGUA
Molecule: messenger RNA, 1154 nt
Organism: Medicago truncatula (barrel medic)
Lineage: Eukaryota; Viridiplantae; Streptophyta; Magnoliopsida; Fabales; Fabaceae
Exons: 3
Coding region: 124-618 (164 amino acids)
Source: RefSeq, a predicted model, not a curated record